GGUUUCUGCUGGACUGAAAAGGGAAAAGGAAAGGGCCGCCGGAUAGUUUUGAAAGAUGACAGCGAAAGGCGAACAACAGAAACGUGUCAGUUCAACAUUUCUUCAUCAGACUCGGGUACUUAUUUUCUCUAAUGGUACUUAUUUUAGGCUUUGUAAUUCAUUAGUAGGCUAGUAUUAUUUGAAUCAUUAGUAUUAUCAUUAAACGAUCCAUUUCAUAAACCAUUUAUUAAAUAGCCAACUUUUAAUGUGAAAGACAGCAGGGAAAAACAAAGCGUCAAAGCGAGAGUGUGUUCAGGGGGAGGGCUGAGGAGCAGGGUGGGGGUUUCAGAACGCGCGCUUUCCCCGGACGCAGAUGGAGAAUAAACCCAAUGGGAGGAUGGACGCAGUAAGCACUUCUCUCGCCGACUCCACGGAAUCCAGAGACAACACGACCAUCAGUAAACUGAACGACAUGGGAUUCUGCCACGGAAAAUCACCAGCGUCGACCUGCGUGUCCACCGCCGUGCGUCACUUUGGCAACAUCGGAACUCUGUUGCACCAGGGCGCACCGCUUCUGGACCACGACGGUUACAAAGAAUGCCCCCUGGUGGAUCACCCGCUGGCCCUGAAGCAGCACUCCUACGGCCGAGUUGAGGAACACUUGAAGACGGACAACAUGAACAUGUCGUGGGCUGAUUAUGUCAAAGUGCCGAGAGCCAAAGAAUCAACGGUGCAAAGGUUGCAGGCGCAACGCGCGUCGACCGCGACCUGUAAGUUUAUAAAGGACGAGAAAGAGCCGUCGCUCAUCAUGGACCAUCCCGGUGGCCCCGGGUUCGGCCUGCCCACGGAGAUGGCCGGACUAGACGCUUUUUAUGACGUCGAGAAGAAACAGCCGCCGCCGGGUUUCGCGGAUGACGCGUCGAGCUUCACUUCGACGAGUUCCCAGGGGAUAGAGGGGUCCCCAAACUUCCUGGUCGAACUGAACCAGCAGGACCCGCUCGCACCUGUAGUCCUACCCCAAGUAAGAACUGAGUUGAGGGGUGGGCAGCCCAGCAAGGGCAUCAUGCCCAACUUCGACGCACACAUGACCAACGCACACGCACAUGCACAACAGCAGCAGCACCAUCAUCUGCAGCAGCAGCAGCACCACCAUCAUCUGCAGCAGUUGAUGGUGUACAAGAAUGAAGCCCCGCGGUGGUCCUUCCCGACUGGGAACGCGGCGGACGCGCAGUUCUGGAGCCAGUCUGCGGGUCUGUCCGACGACCUGUACCCGUAUGGGGCCCAUGGUGCCAGUCCCGCAUCACAGAGGCACUCGCCUUCGUACUCCACCUUUCCCGGCAUGCCACCCCAGAGGCUGUGCAUGAUCUGCGGGGACGAGGCGUCCGGGUGUCAUUACGGGGUUCUAACCUGCGGCAGCUGCAAGGUGUUCUUCAAGCGAGCGGUAGAAGCAGGCCAUCAUAAUUACCUCUGUGCUGGACGGAAUGACUGCAUCGUAGACAAGAUCCGGAGGAAGAACUGCCCCGCGUGCCGCUUGAGGAAGUGCUACCAGGCUGGGAUGAUGCUAGGAGGGAGGAAGUUGAAGCGUUUCGGGGCCCUCAAGGCAAUGGGCAUGUCCCCCGGGAACCUGAUGUUCCAGUCCCACCUGGCGAUGACGGGCGACGGCUCCGCGUCCUGCAUGCCGGGCAUCCGAGAGGUGCAGCUGUCCUCCCAGAUCCUGGCCAUCCUGGAGAACAUCGAGCCGGAGAUGGCGUACUCGGGCUUCGACAACACCCAGCUCGACCUGCCGCAUGCGCUGCUCAACAGCCUCAACCGGCUGUGCGAGAUGCAGCUGCUGUGGAUUGUCAGGUGGUCCAAGUCCCUGCCAGGCUUUCGUAACCUGCACAUCUCGGACCAGAUGACCUUGAUCCAGUACUCCUGGAUGAACCUGAUGGUCUUCUCUCUGGGCUGGAGGUCAUUCAAGAACGUCACCAGUGAAUUCUUAUACUUUGCCCCGGAUCUGAUUCUUAACCAGGACCAGAUGAGGCAGUCCCCCAUCUACGACCUGUGUCUGGCCAUGCAGUUCAUACCCCAGGAGUUUGCCAACCUUCAGGUCACCCGUGAGGAGUUCCUCUGUAUGAAGGCCAUCAUUCUGCUCAACACAGUGCCCCUGGAGGGACUGAAGAGCCAGGCGGCCUUCGACGAGAUGCGCCAGAGCUACAUCCGGGAGCUGACCAAAGCCAUCCACCAGCGGGAGAAGGGCAUGGCUGGGAGCUCCCAGCUGUUCUACCACCUCACCAAGCUGAUGGACUCUAUGCACGAGAUCGUCAAGAAGGUCAACCUGUACUGCCUGAGCACCUACAUCCAGGCGGACGCCAUGAAGGUGGAGUUCCCCGAGAUGAUGUCCGAGGUCAUCUCGUCCCAGCUGCCCAAGGUGCUGGCGGGCAUGGUCAAGCCGCUGCUGUUCCACACCAAGUGAGGUGGGAAAUAAACCAACCUUGCACAGACACCGUCUUCAUCAGCGGCCCUCUUUGUCUGCUUCGUUAUAGUACAACCUGAAGAAGGCGGUUUUAUUCUUCAUCCCAGAAUUGUGUUACAUUAACUUUACGGAAAUAUCUUUGUAAAAUGUAAAGAUAUAUUUUG
Gadus macrocephalus (Pacific cod) is the source of this 2598-nucleotide messenger RNA. It is a transcript of the gene pgr, whose product is annotated as progesterone receptor. NCBI's taxonomy places the organism in Eukaryota, Metazoa, Chordata, Actinopteri, Gadiformes, Gadidae. Gene Ontology annotation, biological process: regulation of DNA-templated transcription. The record is from RefSeq and is a predicted model, not a curated record. Bases 353 to 2434 code for a protein of 693 amino acids. Gene Ontology annotation, molecular function: DNA-binding transcription factor activity; zinc ion binding; sequence-specific DNA binding. The transcript has 8 exons.